Messenger RNA from Cylicocyclus nassatus, 238 nucleotides. The record is from the annotation of a GenBank genome assembly. Lineage: Eukaryota; Metazoa; Nematoda; Chromadorea; Rhabditida; Strongylidae.
AGCUAUGCUCGAAAAUGGCAGUCGUCAGAUCAUGCUCAUGGCAGAAGAAAAGUCAGAAACUUCUUCCGAGCCAGACAUUGAAACAAUACCUUGGCGAGAGAAGAGAAGCCCAAGCGUUCAGAGAUUAAUCGUCAGGGACACGGAGAAUGCUCUGCAUGCUUUGCGAGUUAUGCAUCAUAAAUUGAACAAGAAGCCAAUCAAACAUCAGAUGGAAGAGAGACGAAGAAUUGCUACAUGA